GCAGCAUUCAUCCACACCUGCGAUUCCCCACCACCACCACCAACCAACCAUCCUUCCAUAUCCCCACCUCAUUCCACUUUAUAUCUCCUCGCAGACACCGCUCACAUCCAACGAACGACCCACACAUCUGCAGCAUCCAUCCAUUGAUCGAUCGAUCCGCGUUCCUCCCCUUUCACACACAAAAAGGAAGCAAGAGCAACCAAUCAUGUCUGGGCUUUACCCCACGCUCGAGGAUAUGACUGUUGACAAGGAGGCGCGUGCUGCCAUUGCGCUGACCGCCGCGUCACAACAGCAGCAGCAGCCGUACCAGCAGCCGCCCUCGUAUGCGUCCUCAUCGUCGGCGCCGUCCAUGGCGUCGUCGUACUCGUCAGCCAUGUCUGGGCCUUACGGCGCCCCGCCUCCGCCACAGGCGACAACCACCACGACCACCGUGGCCACAACCUACCAGAGCCCCUACGCCAGCCUGAUGGAGGACCUUGGCGUGGACUACCUCGGCAUCGACACAUCGCCCCAGGCCAUCAUGUCGCAGAUGCCGGCCGAGGUGCAGCACCAGAUGCAGCACGACUACCAGAUGCAGGUGGCCACCAUGCCGCCUCCGGAGCAGCGCGCCGUCAUGCCGCGUCAGGACCUCCCCGGCUCGCACGCCAUUGCGGCGCUCACCCCACAGACAGACCGCGGCCUUGUCGCCGGCACCAUCCGCCAGGGCGUGCGGGAGAUUGUGCUGGCCAAGAGCCAGGAGGGCAAGCUUGGCAUUGCGGUGAAGGCCAUUGACAAGGGCGUCUUUGUCUCGUUUGUCUGGUCCAACAGCGCCGCCGCCAUGGCCGGCCUCCGCUUUGGCGACCAAAUCCUCCAGAUCAACGGCCAGAACGUGGCUGGCUUCAGCGACUCCAAGGCGCUGCGUGCGCUGAAGAGUGCGCCGGAGGAGCGGGUUGUGCUCGCCAUCCGCGACCGCCCAUGGUGUCGCUCCCUCACCGUCCGCAAGGACUCGCUCAACCACUGCGGCUUCACCGUGCGUGGCGGGUCUGUCUCCAACAUUGUCAAGGACUCGUCUGCGGCGCGCAACGGUCUCCUCAUCAACCACCGCCUCAUCGAGGUCAACGGCCAGAACGUCGUUGGCAUGACAGACAAGGGCAUUGUGUCUGUGAUCAAGGAGAGCCCGCCGUCGGUGACGCUGACCAUCAUGCCGACCUUCAUCUACAACCACCUCAUCAAGAAGAUUGGCUCGUCCCUCAUCAAGAAGUACAUGGACCACACCAUCCCGGAGAUCUGAGUGCACCCGCCUCACCUCAUCGACCAUCCACCUCCACACACACGACACCACUCAACAAUGACAAAAUACGCCCCCCCCCCACGCACACUCUCGACUGCUCGCCCGCGCCCUUUCUUCUUGAUCAUGCAUGCCUGUCCACUGCUGUGAUUGCUGUUGGUUUACGUUAACACCAACAGCCCACGCGAGCGGCAAUUACAUAUAGCGUUGAUCUGUGCCUGCCCACACUCUUGGUCAUGGAAUUCGUUCAUUUUGUGUCUUCUUCUUGUGGUUCUGCCUUGUUCCUGUGUUUGCUUGUUGUUGUUCCAUUGCGUGCAGUGCUGUUUCCCCCUUCCAUUGUGGUUGUGCUUCAUUCUCUUCAAUGGAUGUUGUGAUUUGACGCCAGCCAUCACGCAAACCCAACGCACGGCCAACCGUUGUAAACGAAAACCAAAACACCAAGACGCACGUUGAGCACCAG
Salpingoeca rosetta is the source of this 1727-nucleotide messenger RNA. Its product is annotated as syndecan binding protein. The transcript has 4 exons. Gene Ontology annotation, cellular component: cytoplasm; dendritic spine; plasma membrane. The coding region runs from base 206 to 1270 and encodes 354 amino acids. NCBI's taxonomy places the organism in Eukaryota, Choanoflagellata, Craspedida, Salpingoecidae. The record is from RefSeq and is a predicted model, not a curated record. Gene Ontology annotation, biological process: chemical synaptic transmission. Gene Ontology annotation, molecular function: protein binding.